AUGGCAAUGGCAAUGGAAAAUGAUAAAACAUUAUGUGAUAUAUGCAAUGAAGAAAAAUUAACAUAUCUUUGUGAAGGAUGUUCAAAAAAAUUCUGUUCGAUGGAUUUAACAGAACAUCAUCAGAUGUUAACUAAUGAAUUACGACAAAUGGAUAUUGAUUAUGGUAAAUUUGAACAAAGAAUCAAUGAAAAAAGACAAAAUUCAACUAAAAGCACAAGAUUGUAAAAAAUUUGUUAUGGAAUAUUUA
Messenger RNA from Adineta steineri, 247 nucleotides. The record is from the annotation of a GenBank genome assembly. NCBI's taxonomy places the organism in Eukaryota, Metazoa, Rotifera, Eurotatoria, Adinetida, Adinetidae.